GAGAUAGUUCGCGGUUCCAUACUAUGAGGUGCAGCUGAUAAGAUCCACUCCUGACUCCUGCUAUGCUAAGGAAGUGAGUGUUAGGAAACUUAAAUCAUGUAAUGCGUUGUGACGUUUAAACGCAGACAUUGUUUGUAUUUGGCGUUUAGACGCAACGAGACUGUUCUUCUUGGUGUUCCUUUGACCGCCCUGUGCAUCAACCCGACUAUAAUGUUGCCUUGGAAGAAGAACAAGUUCGACCUAAUAGAGGAAGACAAGCAGUCCAAGCACAAGGGCUACGCGGUGAGUCUGAACUACUCCGCGCUCACCACGCUGGCCAAGGCGUGUCCGGAGAGCGCGCUGAACCGAGUGGGCAGCAUGUUCAAAUCCAAGAGGAAAAAGGUGAAAAUCACGAGCGAGGACCCAACGUACACGGUGCUGUAUUUGGGCAACGCCACCACCAUCCAGUCGAAAGGUGACGGGUGCACAGAUGUGGCCGUGAGCAAAAUUUGGAACAAGAGCGAAAUGGGAAAGUGCGGCACGAAGAUGCGUCUGACGGUGAGCUCACAAGGCGUGCGCAUGGUGCACAUGGACGAUCAAGUGCGCAGACCCGGGCACCUUUAUUUACUGCACCGGAUCACAUACUGCGUCGCUGAUCCACGACUUCCCAGGAUCUUCGCCUGGAUCUACAGGCACGAGAUGAAGCACAAAGCGGUGAUGUUGCGCUGUCAUGCCGUGCUCGUGUCCCGGCCGGAGAAGGCGAAAGCCAUGGCACUGCUUUUGUACCAGACUUCAGCCACAGCGCUGGCCGAGUUCAAGAGGCUCAAACGUCGCGACGACGCAAGGCACCAGCAGCAGCAGCUGAUUGGCGAGCAGACCAUCCCACUCGUGCCACUACGCAAGCUGCUGAACGGCCAGUGCUGCUACAAGCCUCCGGUGGAGCGCAGCAGGAGCGCACCGAAACUUGGCUCCAUCACCGAGGACCUGCUCGGCGAGGAAGCCGAGGAAAAAGCCACACAGUUUGAAUGUGAGGACGUGCUUGACACGGACGAAGAGCGCACAGGCACCGAUAAACCCGGGCUGUGUCAGCUUAUUAACGACCUGGGCGAAAUGGGCAUCGGGAACGACGUGCGGACUCUACAAGCGGACCUCAGGGUGACCAGACUGCUGUCUGGAGAGAGCACGAGCAGCGAGUCGUCUUUAGAGAACAGUCACGAUCCUGCCGUCGUGUCCAACGAUGCCGACGAGCGCAAAGCUCCAGAAGUCGGCUGAACUCCGGCUGAAAGUGUCUUCGUCCUCUGUUCGGUUGUAGAUUUUUAUGCCACUGCCGUUAUCCGUUCACUUGAAUGAGCGCUCGUGCGUUUAGAGGUUUGUGACUCCGACUGGCCUGCAUGGAUAAGCCAAGUUUCCAUCCAAGGGCUCUUACAUACAUCCAAGGGGUUUGUAUGGGAUAGGUGGUGUGACGGAAAGAGAAAAUAUAAAGAAAUCAGAUGUUUAAGGUGGAAAAUUAAAUAUAAAAUAUCAUUGGGGAUUGAUUCCAUUCUAAACUAUAACAAAUAUAUAAUAAAAUAGCAAAUGGUCUUUUUUUCUUUACAGUGGUUUAAGAAUAACAGAUAAAAACAUUAAUAUGAAUGGGAUUUCUGAUUAUGAAGCCACUGAUUUUCACUGGUCUGAAAUUGGAAACCUUGCACGUCUGUAUGGACAGGAUGUGCGGAAAGGACUUGGGUUUCUGUUAUCUGAAACAAAAAUCAAAUGAGUUGUUGCCGGAUUUAACCACUCUGUCUGUGAAGUGUUACAAAAGGGAAGCAGCACAAGCAAGGACCUGACAUGUUUGUUUGAUAAAUUGUGGUGUACUUUGUUUGCUUUUUUUGUGGUGGUUCAAGUGGUGGUUUAAGUUUAAUUCAGUGUUUGGAUGGAAACCUGGCUGUAGGGAGAACGAACCAAGGUGCAGUUGACCUCAGGCCGAGCUGGGACAGGGAGUAAUACGCAAUAAAACUCUCUCUCUCUCUCUCUCUCUCUCUCUCUCUCUCUCUCUCUCUCCUGUCACAUGAAAAGUUUUACAUCCAAGAGCGUUUACGUAACUCAUUUCUCCAAAGGAAAUGUUUCUCUGUUAAACAACCCUUCAAAUAUGUGCACGUUCCUUAGAGGACUCACUUCAACUAUCCAGUCAAUGCUAGCUCUGUUCAGGACAUUCCAUUUUCCGUUCCUUAUUAGGCACUGUUGUGUAUCUACUUCGUUAUGUUAAUGAUCCUGUAUACAACAUUGUUUCCUUUUGAAUGUUCUUAUACAUAAAAAAAAAUCUGUUAUUAUCUUUGCUGUGCAAAAGAGAAGAGAAAAUCCAAUGUAUUGAGAUGUAAAUAUUCACAACGUGUAUUAUUUUUAAAAAGGGUCACGUUCGUUGUUUUUGUGUAUCUUGAAAAUUGACCAGUAAUAAAAAAAACCUCACAGAA
Molecule: messenger RNA, 2429 nt
Organism: Tachysurus vachellii
Lineage: Eukaryota; Metazoa; Chordata; Actinopteri; Siluriformes; Bagridae
Gene: fam43a
Product: family with sequence similarity 43 member A
Exons: 1
Coding region: 211-1251 (346 amino acids)
Source: RefSeq, a predicted model, not a curated record